UGUCAGUUCGAGGCAGCGGUCGGACAUCACGUCGGACAUCAAUCAACCAGCUUGGCCGUGUUGUUCUCCAAUUCACGGGAAUUUUUUCCAAUUCUUCAUAUGAUGGCAUAGUCUAGAAUACUCAUCUCUAUUCAUCAUUGCCUGUCUUUUGGAUCCGUGGCUAAAUUGUCUUUGGACUUGCGUUAGCUGGAUCGGUGGAGACAUGGGCCACUCAUGCUAUCUCGAAGCUCUCCCUGAUGAGAUACUGCUGGAUAUCAUAUCCUUCCUUGAGCCGAAGGAUAUCAUUUCUCUCCAGUGUCAGUCGAGAAGACUCCUCAAAGUAUGCAGAGAUGACACGUUCUGGCGAACCCGGUGUUUGCUUGAGUCCUCUUUCCUCGACGGUAUCAACGUCCGACGAGGCCUCCGCUUCACCAGUUUAUCGAAAGGAUCGUUUGGACAGCCUCUCGUGAGUGCGGCUUUGACUGCUCAGGAGAGGCAAGCUCCAGGAGCUAAGACGAGCCUGCCGGUUGACUUUCAGUGGAAGUCUCGCAAGGCAUUGGAGAAGGAGCGAAUCCGCAUCGCUGCGAACUGGGACCCAACAUUCGAAAAUGAAAGGGUGUCUUGGUACGAUGAGUACAUCCAACGACAUGGUCCUGUCUCCAUAAGCUGGUUCGAGCAGCCGCAGUCGGCCAAAAACGGGAAUGGGAAACAUGCCAUCGAAGUCAAGGGCACAGCAAUCUACAGACCUUCUCAAGAAGGCGGUGCACUCUUCGCAGUCUCACCUCUUGAGGAUGGCUCGGUCUGUCUGUGGGAUAUCAAGGGGACCCACAGUGGCAAAGGCUCCAUCCUCUCCAAAAGCGCGCCGGGUCUCUUGUGUGUUGAUGGGCCUGGAUCCAACUUGUCAGGACGGUCAAAGAUGGUCAGUAGUGGGAUUACCGAAUGUGUCAGCGUCGACAGCCAGAGAAAGAGGGCCUUUUUCGCCGUGCAGAGCCAUCUUUUGGAAGUCGACCUCGAAACUCUACAAAUUGUUGGGAACCAGCCAUACGAGUGGGCUAUCACAACACUAUCGGCAGCUCACCCAAGUGUACCACUCACCGUAGGGUCGUUUCACGGCCUCCACCUACAUGAUUCAAGACGUAGAUCCGAAGUCCAGCGAGAUCGGCAGGAGCGUAUAGAUAAUUUGGUUCGCCACAAUUCUCAUAUCCUUUCCAAAAUAUGGGAGACGGAUCCUCUUCCACCUUACGCAUCCUUGGCUCAGUCGGAACCACUGAGUAUUCUACACCUCGAGCAGGCAGGAGGGAAGGAUAUGAUAUCGGACGAUAUCCUCGUCGCGGGCCGCUUCUCGAGUAUUUUACACUACGACCGCCGCAAGUUUCCAGCUAUCACGGGAUCUAUUCACUCAGGCGCGAGUUUGUGCAGCCUGGCCUCGCUACCCUACCCCUUUUCCAGCGUCGAUAGUGGACUUCGCCGCCGGGGUGAGCUCACGAAGGAACAAGUCGACACGGCCAAGAGCACGCCGCUGGGCGGACGGACGCUGAUCGCGUGCGGCGAAUACCACACGAAAGGCUCUCUUGAGGUUUAUGGUCUGUCGCCCCAUGAAACUUCGGGGGUGACGUUGGACUCGACUAUGAAAAACCGGCAGACCGCCUCCAAGUCGAAGCUACUGUCAGUCAUCAACCAUGGCACACGGAUCUUGGUUUCUGAUGGCCAGGGGUAUCUGAAAUGGGUCGAAAGAGAUGGCUUCACCGAAGUUCGCAGCACCUUGAUUGGACACCCCGAGAAGUGUCAACAACGGUCACUCUUCGCCUCGAUGCCGGGUUCGGGCGAGAUAGCACGCAAACUCUUAGCUACCCAGACAGGCAAUGAUGACGACAUGGUUAAGGCCAAUGAUGAUGAUGUCCUCUUUUGGACGGGCGAGAGAUUGGGGCUUGUCGGGUUCUCACCCAAGCCCGAAUUCACGGCGGAUGACUUUGAAGAUCACACCAAGACACCCGAAGAGAUUGCGGCCGAGAAGGAGGAACAGCAGUACAAGGAGAUGAUGAGGCUCGCUUUGGAGCGACAGGCCAACGACGUGCGGUUCGUAAGAUAUCUUGGGGCUAGCAUCCGCAACGGUGUUUGAGCCGAUGAUUGAUUGGGACGAGACGUAUCCGUCGUGCCCAGGGCUCUGACGGCGAUUGGUCGCGUCUGUAUGAGGCAAUGAGGCAGUUGUCUCCUCCAAGGGCUGGGCGGUUGCUCCGUAGAUUGUAACGAUUCGAAGCCGUGGGAUCGACAGUUAUGGGUUAUGGUUUUGGGAGGAGGAUAGCACGAGGCGGAUUGCAUGAAUGAUCACCAUAAGUAGUUGUCAAGAAAUAGAUCACUGCCAGCGCGUUCCUCCACGUUAUACGCUAG
This is a messenger RNA of Pseudomassariella vexata, 2367 nucleotides long. RefSeq names its product F-box domain-containing protein. The transcript is spliced from 3 exons. Gene Ontology annotation, biological process: protein polyubiquitination. Bases 203 to 2098 code for a protein of 631 amino acids. NCBI's taxonomy places the organism in Eukaryota, Fungi, Ascomycota, Sordariomycetes, Amphisphaeriales, Pseudomassariaceae. The record is from RefSeq and is a predicted model, not a curated record. Gene Ontology annotation, molecular function: protein binding.